UAUCGAUAAAGUAUCGCCCAUCCCUACUACCUACUUAACUUAUUUUAAAUUGUGCCUUGUUCUAAGGUUAGUGCGUUUUUUUUUGUGGGCUUACAAGUUAUCAUACUAAGAAUGUCUAUUGGAGUUCCUAUAAAAGUUUUACAUGAAGCAGAGGGUCAUAUUGUUACUUGUGAAACUAUUACUGGCGAAGUGUACAGAGGUAAACUUAUAGAAGCCGAGGAUAACAUGAAUUGUCAACUUAUGCAGCUUACUGUAACGUACCGAGAUGGAAGAACAGCGAAUUUAGAAAAUGUUUACAUUCGAGGGUCUAAAAUACGUUUUUUAAUACUUCCGGAUAUGCUUAAAAAUGCUCCGAUGUUCAAAAAGCAAGGAACAAAAGCCGGCACCGCUGGAAGAGGAAAAUCUGCGAUUUUGCGGGCACAAGCUGCUAGAGGACGUGGUCGUGGUGGUGGGGGUGGUAAUCCAGGCCCUCGUCCUACAGGAAAAGGUAAUUGGCAGAGUCAAGGACCGUCUGGCGGCAGAGGUAGAGGCGGUUUAUAAACAGUUAUUCACAAACAUUCAAACUGAAAUUACUCACUAAUAAUGCAUUCUUAAUAAAAGAAUUUUGGUCCAAA
Messenger RNA from Wyeomyia smithii (pitcher-plant mosquito), 614 nucleotides. It is a transcript of the gene SmD3, whose product is annotated as small nuclear ribonucleoprotein Sm D3. Lineage: Eukaryota; Metazoa; Arthropoda; Insecta; Diptera; Culicidae. Gene Ontology annotation, biological process: spliceosomal snRNP assembly; RNA processing. The coding region runs from base 112 to 540 and encodes 142 amino acids. The transcript is spliced from 3 exons. Gene Ontology annotation, cellular component: commitment complex; U1 snRNP; U5 snRNP. The record is from RefSeq and is a predicted model, not a curated record. Gene Ontology annotation, molecular function: RNA binding.